This is a messenger RNA of Chaetura pelagica (chimney swift), 1487 nucleotides long. It is a transcript of the gene ANKDD1A, whose product is annotated as ankyrin repeat and death domain containing 1A. The transcript has 14 exons. Gene Ontology annotation, biological process: signal transduction. Gene Ontology annotation, molecular function: protein binding. Bases 51 to 1487 code for a protein of 478 amino acids. The record is from RefSeq and is a predicted model, not a curated record. Lineage: Eukaryota; Metazoa; Chordata; Aves; Apodiformes; Apodidae.
AUUCAGAGAAGGAAUUCCAUGAUGCAGCAAAGCGUAAUGACACGGCCAGGAUGGAGGAGCUCAUCAGGAGAGGGGUUGACAUCAAAGCCAAAAACAAUACAGACCGGACUGCCCUGCAUUGGGCUGCAGGAGCAGGGAACGUGGAUGCCGUGCGUCUGCUCCUGGAUCACGGCGUCCCAGUGGAUGACAAAGACAGUUUUGGAAUGAAUGCACUUCUCCUGUCUGCCUGGUUUGGCCACCUCCGUGUCCUGCAGAUCCUUGUCAAUGCUGGGGCCAAGAUUAACUGUGUCAAUAGGAAUGGCAGGAACAUGCUGCACUGUGCUGCUCAGAGGGGACACAUCCAGGUGAUGGAGUUCAUAAUGGAGGACCUGGAGGACAUGUGUGUGGAUAAGACUGACAAGAUGGACAGGACAGCGUUUCACCUGGCUGCGGAGCAUGGGCAGCUGGAGGUGGUGGAGUUCCUAAUUCAACUGGGUUGUUCUCACAGUGCCAAAGACAAGGAAGAAAAUACAGCAUUGCAUUUAGCUGCUAAAAAUGGACAUUCCUCUGUGCUGCAGAAGAUUAUUGAUGUUGGAGUGGGCCUUGAUGGAAAGAACUUGGAAGGACUUACAGCUCUGCACCUGGCUGCUGAGUGGGGUCACAGCGACUGUGUGAAGCUGCUCCUGGAAGCAGGUGCUGAUGUCAAUGCCCAAACCCAGAAGAAGAUGAACUGCCUUCAUUAUGCAGCCCUGCACGGCCAUGAGGAGAUAGCCAGGAUCCUGGUGGAGGCAGGAAUCCACGCAGAUGCUGUGAAUCACCAAAACGCAUCAGCAACGCACAUUGCGGUGCUGCAGAACUUCCCAGCCAUGGUGAAGCUCUUCAUAGAGGCAGAGUGUGACCUUGACAUUCCAGAUAAUAGGCAGCAGACCUCGCUGCACAUCGCAGCGGAGCACGGCAGGCAGGACAUUGCUGAGAUGAUUCUCAUUGCAGGAGUUAAUCUGAAGCUGACAGACAAGCAAGGGAAAACAUCUCUGGAUGUAGCUGCCCGAGGCAAUCACAUCAACUUGGCAGACAUGAUUAUCAAAGCUGAUCGGUUUUACAAGUGGGAAAAGGACAAUCUGAACAGUGACUCUGACUCCUGGGUGGCAAAGCACUUGACCUUCAAGCAAGAUCACAGGCUGGAAACACAGCACAUCCGCUCAGUCAUGUGGAGAUUAGCUACCAAGUACCUCAAACCUGGUGAAUGGAAGAAGCUGGCACAUUACUGGAAAUUCACUGAUGGCCACAUUAAGGCCAUUGAACAGCAAUGGACAGGUAGUAAAAGCUACAGGGAGCACGGCCACCGAAUGCUGCUUAUCUGGCUCCACGGCGCGGUCCUGGCAGGGGAAAAUCCAAUCAAGGGAUUGUACGAAGGCCUUGUGGGGAUUGGAAGGAGAGAUCUAGCAGAAAGCAUUCGGAAAAAAGCAAACGCAGACUCUGCCUCUCCACGGAAGUGCACAGCAAUGUAA